CCGAGAUGGUUCAGGGCUCCCGCCUGCCUCCGCAGCCAGUGACGUUCGCCUUGUGGGGGAGAAGGCCGUUCCGGGCGGCGGCCUCACCUCCGCCUUCGAGCGAGGGCAAAGACAAUUUGCUGACGGGCUUGCGCCUGCGCGGUGCAAAAGGCAAGGCCGCCACAAGCACGGCGGGAGGAGGCUUUUCGGGCCGGGCCAUGGCAGAAGCCAGGGAAACCCCGAGGGAGGAUGGCCACGGCGGCGGUGGGAGCGUCCCCACGGCCCAAGAAGGAGAAGAGGCCAUCAGCGCGGGGGAAUACUCCAGGCGCGUGCACCAAUGGCUCUGGGACUCCUACUGCGGCUACCUCAGCUGGCAGAGCGGCCUGGCCGCGCUCAUGGCCGGAGCCGCGAACGCGGCGGCUUCGGCCCCGCCCCCCGGCGCCUAUUACCCCAGCGGCGGCGGCGGCGGGGGCGGCAGCUGCUACUACCUCCUAGCCACCUCCGUUGCCCCCGAGGGCGGUUCGGCUCCGGCCCGCGCGGCCCCGGCUUGGCCCCCGCCCGCAGUCCGACACGGGGCCCCGGCCCAGCGCCCCGCUCCUGCCACCGUCGCUGCCCCCGCUGGCAGUUCCCAACGGGAGCCUGGCCGGCCAGCAGGUCGUGAAUACAUAAUCCCGUCUUUGGCUCAUCGAUUUAUAGCAGAGAUGGUGGAUUUCUUUAUUCUUUUCUUUAUCAAGGCAUCAAUAGUUUUGAGUAUUAUGCACUUAAGUGGAAUAAAGGAUAUCUCAAAGUUUGCUAUGCACUACAUUAUAGAAGAAAUAGAUGAUGAAACUUCCAUGGAAGACUUGCAAAAGAUGAUGAUAGUGGCCCUUAUCUAUAGAUUGCUGGUCUGCAUCUAUGAGAUCAUUUGUAUUUGGGGAGCUGGUGGUGCAACUCCUGGGAAAUUUCUGCUAGGCCUUCGAGUUGUGACAUGUGAUACAUCAGUACUUAUUGCACCAAGUCGUGUGUUGGUGAUACCAUCAUCUAAUGUGAGCAUAACAACGUCUACAAUACGAGCUUUGAUCAAGAAUUUUUCUAUUGCUUCCUUCUUUCCAGCAUUCAUUACUCUGUUAUUCUUUCAACAUAACAGAACAGCUUAUGAUAUUGUAGCAGGGACUAUCGUAGUAAAAAGACAUGGUCUCAGAUGAUACUCAAGGAUACCUUUAUUCCACUGUCCAAAUAUACUGGAGCCACUUUGCUGGAUUUCUGAAUCUCACUCAAGAACAGUGCCAAUUACAACAUUGAGUUACAACGUGAGUGCAAUAAGUCUUGGGGACCCGUGCUGAAUGAAUUUGAAUGGCAACUCAAGAGCAGAUAUUUGAACAGAGCCAGAACACUCAAAAUCUUCAAAAGUCAUUGGCAGUUUCAAAGGAAUAGUAUUUCUCUUAUGAGAGGAAUACUAAUUCUGUAUCAAAAGAUAAUUUAUUUUUUAUGAAAACAAAACCAUUGUCAUUAUUGGAGGAACCAAAGCAAUUACAGUGUUUUUGAGAGAAAUUUACUACCGAGAAUUGUAUGCUGCUGUUGUUUUGGUGGGAUUUGUAAGUGUUUGCUACUCAUAUAGAAGCCUUAUCAUUAAUUGCUCACACAACCAUUGUAUUUUAAAUACUGAAGAUGUUUCUGUACACGUGUUAAAUGUCUUGCAUGAUGUGAGUAUUUGAACAAAAUACAAAUUCAACAUAUCAGAUAUUAUGAAGAUAAAACUAGUAUUAAUUAAUAGGUAAAAUACUAGGAGCUUUGGCAGUCCUGCUGUAGACAGCCAAGACAGAUUUAAUUUAACCCCUGCUUUGGGUGGUUUAUAAAUUGUUUUCCCAUCUUUUCCAUAAACCUACUUUUGAAUUUUCUAUAAAAGCAUAGAAAAUUUAAAUCUGUAUUUUAUUGUGUAAAACACUUAUUUCACAUAUAUUUAACAACAGUCAAACUAAUUUUUGAAUAAAACCAGAGAAAAUAUAUGUAUAACCUUUUGCACCAUUUUAUAAGAAAAUGUGGUUUCUUAUUUUAAAAUAAAUCACACUAUUGCUAAAGCAAUACAAAGAGUGUAAAAAUGUAAAUUAGUACUCUUAUUUUAUCUGCCUGUGUGCCUGGAUCACUUAAAUUAUACUUACUAAAUAAAACCUAUUUAUUUUGCAUGAUUUAUUUUUAUAUAUUUAUGUGAAAUAGCCAUGUUCUCAGUUUUUUUACAUCUGACACAUUGAUUUAAUAGGGAUAUUCUUUGUUAGUUUUCUGUUCAUUUAGGAUUGAGUAAAGUUAUAGGGGAGAAAAGACUACUAAGUAGUUCUUGACUUAGAACCAUUUAUGAUGGUUGCAGUGUCCUGGGGUCAUGUGAGUCCCUUUUACGACAUUCUGAUAAGCAGAAUCAAUGGGGAAGCCGGAUCCAUUUCACAGGGAAGUUUAUGUGACUGAGCUUUCACUCCUAUCCCUUUGGUGUCCCUAUUUCAGUUCCUGGGAUUAGUGGAAAUGUGAUUUAAAAUGGCCCUGUGUAGCUUCAUCUAAAGCAGGGGUAUCCAGCCUUUUAGCUUGCCUGGGCUGUAUUGAGUGAAAAAGAAUUGUCUUGGGACACACAUAAAAUGUAUAAUAUAAUUAAUGUAUAUAAGUGACAUAAUGUUAAAAUUUUAGUAUCUUGUGGGGCUGCAUUACUAGUUGUUCAAGGCUACAUGCAACCCAUGCAGAUCAUGGGUUGGACACUACCGAUCUAGCAGCUAGAACAGUUGAGAUGGCACCAU
Molecule: messenger RNA, 2735 nt
Organism: Pseudonaja textilis
Lineage: Eukaryota; Metazoa; Chordata; Lepidosauria; Squamata; Elapidae
Gene: FAM8A1
Product: family with sequence similarity 8 member A1
Source: RefSeq, a predicted model, not a curated record